AUGACAAGACCAAACCAGCGGAUGUUGGGCGUAGAAUGGAAGCACGAGGCAAAUGGGAAUGCCAGAUCAAGGUCAAGUCACCUCCUCUACUCUUCUCAUGUCAUCGCAUCUCAUUUCCCACUCAAUUCCUCUUAGGCGCGGCGCUCCCGCUAGGACUUUAUGGCCGCUGGCGUUGGUCUGGAGUAGGGAGGAUGAUAUUUUAAAUGCCUCACCAAAACCCGGUGUCGUCCAGCGUUCGCGAAUGGUUGGUGCGGAGGGGAGGCGAGGGGGAGGAGAUCCCUCGAGCCCAGCGGGAGUUCAGGUACGAGGACAGCAACAGCCAGGAAGCACGCUAUUCUUGCAGGAGCAGUUGUCUGUUGCCCUGCCAUGCUACUUUCUUGCAGAUGCAGGCCCACAGAGCAGAGGGCGAGGAUGGAAGUCUGAGGACUCUACUAGAGUAGUAUACGAAGAUCCUAUGAAUGCCCUUGAGUACUAA
Hymenoscyphus albidus is the source of this 475-nucleotide messenger RNA. The record is from the annotation of a GenBank genome assembly. NCBI's taxonomy places the organism in Eukaryota, Fungi, Ascomycota, Leotiomycetes, Helotiales, Helotiaceae.